Messenger RNA from Ahaetulla prasina, 5409 nucleotides. RefSeq names its product PPARG related coactivator 1 (gene PPRC1). Gene Ontology annotation, cellular component: nucleus. The record is from RefSeq and is a predicted model, not a curated record. Lineage: Eukaryota; Metazoa; Chordata; Lepidosauria; Squamata; Colubridae. Gene Ontology annotation, biological process: positive regulation of transcription by RNA polymerase II. The coding region runs from base 328 to 5097 and encodes 1589 amino acids. The transcript is spliced from 15 exons. Gene Ontology annotation, molecular function: transcription factor binding; RNA binding.
AUGGCGGCCCUGUGGGGCGGCGGUGCGGGACAUGCUGGGGCUGGGGGAACCAUCCCCCUGCGCGGUGCCUCGGAGCCUUUGCUGGGCAAUAGCUUCUCUUCUACCCAGAAUGCAGCAGGAUGAGAGCGACUAUUACAGGUUAAUCAGCAGAAGAGUAUGGGAAGAGAUGCAAUCAUAUCUUGGUACUCCCAACUUUCUGCAAUUAAAGCAUCCUGCUUAUCUGAUUAAAAACUUCAGUGAGCUUCUUCAUGUUUACUGGCAGAGGAUUUGCACUUGGCAUCUUUGGAAGCAGAAACCAUCCUUGAAGCUGGGGAAUUCCUGGAAACAAUGCAGGAUUACUUAGACUCUUCUGUCAUUUCCAUCAUUGAAGAUUUCAGCAGUUUGACUGAGGUAAAAAGCCACAUGGAUGCAGAGAAUGAACUUUCCCUGUUGACGGCAAUAACAGAUAUUCUUGAUAGCACGGAUGAUGAGACACUGUCUCCCUUUGACCCUAUUCCUGAUUCUGAAUUGCUAACAUCACCCAGAGAGAUUGAAAAUUCUUCGUUUCAGAGAUUUCUUAGUUUUUCUGUGAAACCUGAUGAACAAGACUUAGACAAUAUUGAGGAUUUCCAGGAGCCUGGACUGUGCACCAUUAUGUCAAAGAAGGUUGAAGCCAGUACUACCGGCAUUCCCUUCCCAUUAUCUUCAAGUUGUGCCAAACAUUUGGCUUUUUCAAACAGUGCGAGUAACAAAGCAUUCUGGGGGGAACAGAAGCUCUUCAAGACUAGAGAACGAGAAUCACCUGUGCUACAGAGCAGUGAUGGAGAUGAAGAGAAGGUUGCACGAGGGUGCAAGGAGAGUCUUACGGCAGCUGUGAAGGAGAUGGAACCUGAAAGAGACCUUGAUGAAUGCGAUGAUCCCUAUAUCAUUGCUGCGGAAAAUAUUUCCCUUAAUGAACUGGUGAGAUCAGUGCACUCUUACUGCCAGCCCUCCCUCACUCUAUGUCUGAGUUCUGAUAAUCAGUCCCUUGCUGAGAAGAGUCUCACAGGCCCACUUGUCUUAGAAAUAAUGCCUAAUGGUGGAGAGCUCCUGGAGACCAAGCUCUCACCUACAAUGGAUAGCAAUUGCACAACUGGCCUUACGCAUACUGAAGCAGAACUUUUGUCCCCUGCCCUGGGAAAAGAAUUGCCUGAAUACAUGAUGAGAUACGCAGGUGUGGACCGAGAGCUUGACUCAUACGAACAAGAUGGGAAGGUAGUUAAUGCUGCCCUUCCAAACGUAAAAGAUGGUCAGCCACAGAUAGAGGAGGACACUCAGAAAUCAACAAGUAAUCAAAAGAAUACAUCUGAGCCUGCCUCAGUGCCUCCAAAAAAUGCCAAGAAGGGUCAGGUAUCUACAAAUAUUAAGAAGAAGAGGAAGAAAUCCAGAGAGGAAACAAAGUAUCACAAGACCAUAAACUGCCAACAAGUGUCUGCCUGUCCUCAAAUGCAGACCAGAAUUGAUGCAAGGAAAUCUGUGUCAGAUUCUAGUUUUCGAAAAAAAGAACCAGAGAAAACUGGAGGAAAAGAAUUGAUCCUAAAUAAAGUAUCUCAGACGAAGGAAACAUCUGAAACUCAAGUAGAACAACCAAAAUGUGUGAGAGAGAAAGGGUCCAAAAGUCCACUUCUGUCAAGCUUAGUAAGUCCAAGGGAUUUGCCAUAUGCAGAGGAGGAGCCCACAGAAAAUCUAGGGAAUUCAGACCUUGUGCCUAUUGUCCAGAGGGAUGUCCCAGGAGAACCCCACGAAAAAAGCCAGUUUCCCCUACCAGUGAUUGAGAUGUCUAGCUCAGAAACUUCCCAAAUGCUCCCUGGUUGCACUAUACAACUUACAGAGCAGCUGACCAAGGAUACACCUUGCUCUGAAAAUAAAGAAGUCAUCUGUCCUCCAAGGGAAGCUAAACCUCGGCCGCUCAGCUUGAGUGAAUAUAGGCAGCGCCGGCGGCAGCACCAAUCUAGUAAUGACAGUAUCCAAAACACCAGAGAGAACCGGAGUGCCAGCAAGUGGCCCAGUGUUCCCAAGCUCCCUACAGAGUUGGCUGAUCUGCCUUGCCUGCAAGCUCCUCUGCCGUCCACCAAAGCCGCAGCACCUAAACUUGCAAAGGAGCCUGAAAAACCUGCUGACUCCACUACUCUUGCCGCCAAUGACAAAGCAAGUGCCAUGACCCUUUCCAUGCCCUCCUCCUCUACAACUCUGAAACAAAGAGAUCCUCCGUCUUUACAGCUUCCUUCACCUACACCUAUUCCUGUUGUGCCUACUAGUAAAGUAUGUGCUUUUUCUCACAUUGGGCCACAAAUGCCUCCACCAUUGUCCAUACCUCAUGUGCCACCAGUCCCAGAGGCUUUCCUACCAGCUCCUCCUAAUCACUACAAUUUGGGCUCAUCUCAACCAGUAGGAUCUUCAUGGUCUCACUUUGCUCUUCUACCAGCUAAUUACCAAAGCUUACCACCACCACCACCACCACCACCACCUGCUACUGAAGCUUGUUCUCCUGUCUUCCAUACAGUUCCCCCCCUACUCCCUCCAACUUGGCCUCCCCCAUCUGUUCCUUUGCCUUUUGUUCCAGCCCUGCCUUAUGGUUCUGUUGAGUGGGCUCCACUGCCACAGUCUUCCUACUGGUCUGGAAUACCUGUGCCACCUCCAGUGUUGCCCGUCCCAUAUGGAGAUCAAGGAAGUCUCAGGCAAAGUCCUCAGGUUGGCACUUUACCUGUCUCAUCUGUUUCUGAUGGAUUUCCUGGCCAGCAAAGUACGGCUUUAACACCAGAGUCCUGUAUUGGAUUUCAAAAUGUGGUCAGUGAAAGUCAAAGCCCACCUGUCCCGACAUGCCAAGUAGAAGCUCCUUCAGCAGUAAAGUUAGCUCCCAGAAAAAUAUCUGACCCAAGGAGACAAAUACAGCUCUCUACAUUUCAAUCCCAAACUGAAGUAACUUCAAGCAGUUCUCAGUCAUUGGAGAAACUGCCUUUGUCGCCAUCAGCUGAUAAGCCUGCAAAAGAAACAGCAUUGACUCAGCAUGGAAGCAAAAAUUCUUCCCUGCAGUCCGUAGAGGUACCUCUUCCUGUGCCUCCUUCCCAUCAAAUGCUGGGAGAAUCUGCUGGUAAACUGAAGUUUUCAAAAGAAGACUUUCAGCUUGUAGAGAAGAACCCUGAACUCUCUGACUCUGGAGAAACUACUACUGUUCCUGUGGCUCAGAACAACACAAAGCCCCCAGCAGAGGGACCUUCUUCCCUUUCCGCUUCCUUGGCACCUGGAAAGCAAAAGGAGCCAGUUGAAACCCAGUCAGAUAGCAUAGAACAUGCCCUAGUUGCUCCCAGUCCUUCAACAUUAUCGGGGCUCCAGAAAGUACGGAAAAAUGGCCAUCUUUCCAAGAAAACAUCAUCACCUAUGUGGAAAAACCAGCCUUUCAUCAGCUCUGCACAGCAUAAGCAUGAUAAAGAUCUUGUUCACUCAUUUAUCAAUGAGAUUGGAAUUGAGGCCUCUGACUUAUCUAGCCUGCUAGAGCAAUUUGAAAAGACUGAAGCCAAAACGGAAGUAUCUGCUGUGUUAAAGAAAAAUAAAUCUACAGGGAAUAAUGGGUCUGAGAUACAAUGGGAAAAGAAAAUGGUGGACCGGCUUCAUGCACCAGAGCUCAUUAAUGUUGCAGGCUUGACUCCACCAGCCACUCCACCCCAUCAGCUGUGGAAACCUUUGGUACCUGUCUCAUUGCUGGGACAGGAUGGGUCCCCAAAAGAUACCAAGAUUAUGAAAUCCCUAAACAAAUCUCACUGGAAAGCUGUAACCCCUGUCCAUGUAGGUUCUGGUGAGCAUGAUUAUUGUCAACUAACUGUUGCACAGCCAAAGGGAGGUGCUAGAUGGAAUGUCAAACAGAACUUGGAUAUCACCAUAAAACCUAUUAAGACCUUAACAAGACAAGUAGUAGGUCAGACCUCUACUGAUAUAAAGAGGCCCCCUGCUACUGUUAGACUGAAGCCUGUAGUUCCUGCUUGCCAGAAUCCUAGAGAAAUUACCAACCAUGUUAAUUCCAACAAGGGCCAAACCAAAGAUUCCAAGACUGUUACAGCUGACUUGAAACCUACUACCCUAAAUUCAACAUUGUUGGAGACCAAUCUUAUACAUCCAUGCAAAGAGGCAUUGGACCACCGGACUACUAUUCCAAGGUCCAUGACUAGGAGCAAUGAUGAUCCAUGCUCUGUACUGCUGUCACCAGCUGCAUCCCCUUGCCAAGAUUCAGGAGAAUCAACAUUACAGCAACUUCAGGAGAUACAGCAGAAACCACUCUCUUCGAAACGCUCCUUAAGAUGCUACCGGAGCAGACAGAGGUCAGUUAGUCCGAAAAGCCAAAGGGGGAGAAGUCGACGAAACCAUGCUAGCCGGUCCUUCAGUUCAAGCUCUGAUGGUGAUAGUGAUACUUCAUCAUCUUCAUCAUCGUCUUUGUCGUCGUCAUCUUCUUCGUCACAAUCACGUUCUCGGUCUCCACCAUCCAAACACUGGCGAAGAUGUCGCUCACGGAAUUCGAGCUCUUCUUCCGCUAAAUGGAGCCAUUCAAGGGGCAGGUCCCACUCUCCCUCCAAUUCCUCUUACAGAUCAAGAUCAUCUUCUAGGUCCCCUUCUCCGCAUAGAAGGAAUAGUUGCAGGAAAAGCUACAAUUCCAGCAGUUCCUAUGAACGUUACCAAAGGCAGAAAAACAAAUAUAAAGAACGUGCAAUCGAGGAACGCCGCGUUGUCUUCAUUGGUAAGAUCCAUAACAGGAUGACACGAUCAGAAUUACGACAUCGUUUCUCUGUUUUUGGGGACAUUGAAGACUGCACAUUGCACUUCCGGGAGCAUGGGGAUAACUUUGGCUUUGUGACUUAUCGAUAUGCUGAAGAUGCCUUUGCUGCUAUAGAAGGUGGACAUGCACUGCUUCGUCCUGAUGAACAGCCCUUUGAUCUGGGCUUCGGAGGACGUCGACAGUUCUGUAAAAGAAGCUAUGCUGACUUAGAUUCCAGCCAAGAUGACUUUCAACCUGCCCAUCUGAAGAAUAAAUAUGAUUCUCUUGACUUUGACACCUUAUUGAAGCAGGCUCAGCGAAGUCUGCGGAGGUAGCGCUAGUUCUCUUGGGCUCAGUUGCCCAGUAGGCAUCUGCCUACACCAGCCUUACCUCAGAUUGGUUGCAGGGGCAAACAGCCCCCUUCUAGCCCAACUCAUGUCCAGCAUGAUUUUUUUAAUGAAAUAUAAAACAUAAAAAAUUUUAUUCUGGGUUUUUCCUAAUAGCUAUUUAAGGGAAGGACCUUAACAAGUGGGAUAGGAAUGGAAAUACAUUGACAAUUUCUAGUCCACUUAAUUGCUAUGCAGACAAUAAAAUUCCAAUUAUAGACUUAAGAAAUCUAUGGCUAUUUCUCAUUCUUAUCACUACAA